AUGGCGCCUCUCACAAACGCAAGUCAUCAUAUCUAUACACGGGAGGCAGACCUUACCGCCGAGGCACGAUACGGCAUCAUGAUCGCACUGGCCAUAUCCAGCGGAGCGUUCUUCGUGGCAUGCAUCGGCCUCACAAUCUCAAUGUGCGACUGGCGAAUGAGAUAUUUACAUCUACGAAAGGAACUGGACGAGCGUGGAUAUGGUAUCGCGGCAAGACCUGCAGCACAGCAAGAGAACCAAGCUGGGGAGCGGCAAGGAGGCGAGGCUCAAGCAACUGAGGAGCCGGCACCAGCAGUAUCUGGAGCGUUGUAG
Molecule: messenger RNA, 312 nt
Organism: Pochonia chlamydosporia 170
Lineage: Eukaryota; Fungi; Ascomycota; Sordariomycetes; Hypocreales; Clavicipitaceae
Exons: 1
Coding region: 1-312 (103 amino acids)
Source: RefSeq, a predicted model, not a curated record